AUGGCUACAAGUCUGUGCCAACAGUUUGAUACUUUAAGGAAGAUUUUUCGCGAUGAAUUGGAUGGUUCUGGAAAAUAUGAUUUUGAAAAUGGAAAAUUUAAGAAAUAUUGUCCUAAAGAAAAAUGCGAUGCUGAUACCGAUAUAGUUAACGCUGGAUGUUUAUGGUUAUUUAGUACAUUUUUCGAUAAAUAUGGUGUUUUACAUUAUGAAGAUAUUUAUAAGGAUAUGGUUGUAUGUAUUAUGAUAUGGUUAAGUUAUAAAUUAAGCCUAAAGUCAUAUGACGGAAUCAACACAUUAAAUGAUUUUUAUUCUAAUUAUAUAGAAAAUAACGAAAAGUACACUCAAGAAAGAAAUAUUGAUUCAGAUUAUGACAGUUAUAAGGAAAUAAUAGAUGAAAUAAAGGACUAUAUGAAUAUUAAUAUUAGUCAUAUGUCUAAAUUUUAUGAAUUACUUAAAUUCUUGUGUAAUAUGAAUACUGCUUAUACGAAAGAUAAAAGUAACGAUUUUUCAAAAUAUGUUAAGAACUUUGUUGAUGAAUAUGAAAAACUCCUUAAUGAUAAUAUUAAAGACAGUUCAUACAGUAAAGUGUUACUUGUUUUAUCCAAUUAUUAUAAUAAUUUUGUAAAUAACAGAGCUAUUCAUAAUACACAAAUGAAACUUCUUCCAUUACCAACACAAAAAACAGCCAAAAAUGUCGGUGCAGAAGGUUCUAAUAAAACUAAAUUAGAUAGCCCCUCGAUUAAAACAAAUCAAUCAGAUACUGUAACAACAACCCCGAGUUCUAACACCACAUUAUCAGGCUCAUCACUAGUAAAUAAAUUAAUUCCAUUUUUAUCGAUAAUUGUUGGAAUAGCAAUUUUGUUGGGAAUUUCUUAUAAGUAUUCGUUAUUUGGAUUUCGGAAACGAACUCAAAAACAACAUUUAAGAGAAAAUCUAAAAAAAUAA
Messenger RNA from Plasmodium yoelii, 945 nucleotides. Its product is annotated as PIR protein. The transcript has 3 exons. Lineage: Eukaryota; Apicomplexa; Aconoidasida; Haemosporida; Plasmodiidae. Bases 1 to 945 code for a protein of 314 amino acids. The record is from RefSeq and is a predicted model, not a curated record.